Spodoptera littoralis (African cotton leafworm) is the source of this 2457-nucleotide messenger RNA. The record is from the annotation of a GenBank genome assembly. Lineage: Eukaryota; Metazoa; Arthropoda; Insecta; Lepidoptera; Noctuidae.
AUGAGGCCGAAAGAGGAGGCUGACAUGAAAGUCCAAACGGGGACAUUCAUUCUGUCUGAGAAAAUUGACGACACAAAGUCGAAGAAAAGCGAAAAAGAAAUUAAAAAGGAGAUGAAACGGCUCGAGAAAGAGAAACAAGAGAGAGAGAAGAGGGACAAAAAAGCAAGAGAAAAGGAAAAAGAGCGAGAGAAACAAGCAAAGAAAGGCAAGGUGGUGUGCGCGUCGUGCGGCGGCAAGUGCAGCGGCGAGGUGCUGCGCGUGUCGGACAAGUACUUCCACACGGCGUGCUUCACGUGCCGCACGUGCUCCGCGUCGCUGGCGCGCGGCGGCUUCUUCUGCAAGGACGGCCACUACUACUGCCCGCAGGACUACCAGCGCGCCUUCGGCACGCGCUGCGCCGCCUGCGGACAGUACGUCGAGGGCGAGGUCGUCUCCGCCCUUGGAAACACAUACCACCAGAAGUGCUUCACCUGCGCGCGCUGCAAACGCGCGUUCCCGUCAGGUGAGAAGGUGACGUACACAGGCGCAGAGGUGGUAUGCUCGAGCUGCGUGGCGGCGCCCGUGCGGCAGACCGCGCGGGCGGCCGCACAGCUGGACGCGCCGCGCGCGCCCUCCGCCACGCCCGCCACGCCCGCCACGCCGGCACACCACGACCAGAAUGAGUGCGCGGGCUGCGGGCAGGAGCUGUCCGAGGGCCAGGCGCUGGUGGCGCUAGACAGACAGUGGCACACGUGGUGCUUCGCGUGCGGCGAGUGCGGCGCCGUGCUGCAGGGCGAGUACAUGGGCCGCGACGGCGCGCCGUACUGCGAGCGCGACUACCAGCGCCUGUACGGCGUGCGCUGCGCCUACUGCCAGCGGUACAUCUCGGGGAAAGUGCUGCAGGCCGGCGACAACCACCACUUCCACCCCACGUGCGCGCGCUGCAGCAAGUGCGGCGACCCCUUCGGCGACGGCGAGGAGAUGUUCCUGCAGGGCGCCGCCAUCUGGCACCCGCGCUGCGGGCCCGCGCCGCGCGACCCCGCCGCCGACCUCGACGACCCCGCCACCGACCGCGCCUCCGCCGACCUGCAGUUCUCGCUGCGCUCGCGCACGCCCAGCGUCAACGGCUCCUACUGCAGCCCCUACAGUAGCUUGACCAGGAAGUACGGGUACCGCGCCGUGUCGCCGGGGCUGGUGCUGCGCGAGUACCGCGACGCGGGCGCCGUGUCGCCGCACCGCAUCACCACGUACUCGUACCUGACGUCGGAGCCCAGCUACCUGCGCCGGCCGCUGCAGCCCUACGACCGGCCGCCCACGUCGCCGCACUUCCACCGCCCGCCGUCCGGCGGCUCGCGCGCGUCGUCCCGCGCCGGCGCGGCCAGCAAGGCGUCGGGCGGCCGGCCCGCCAUGCGCGCGCUCGUGGACUCCAUCCGCGGGGACACGCCGCGGCCCAAGUCGCCGCACAUGAACAACGAGGAGCCCAUCGAGCUGUCGCACUACCCGGCCGCCUACAAGCCGCCGCCCGGCACCAAGCCCAAGAUCGAGCGCGACGACUUCCCCGCGCCGCCCUACCCCUACACUGACCCAGAGCGACGCCGGCGUUGGUCCGACACGUACAAGGGAGUAGCAGACAGUGACGACGAGGGCGACGGCAAGGUCAACGGGAAGCUCAACGGCAACGGAGACAUCGACCCCAAGCUGCGCAGGGAGGAACAUGAACUCGCCAAGAUCGAAACUGGCAUCGCACAGGUGUUCCUGAAGGAGGUGAAGGAGCGCGAGAAGCUGCAACAAUGGAAGAAACAGAACCUCGACCCUAGGAAUGCUAGCAGGACCCCGUCCGCGUCGCGCGAGCCCCUGCCCCGGCUGCGCUACUCGUCCCCGGUGGGCGCGUCCCCGUCGCGCUCGCUGGAGUCGCGGCCGCACGAGCCCGACCACCUCGACCACAGCGUGCCCUGCUACAACGCGCGGCCCGGGUCCGGCCUGCGCGCCGCCACGCUGCCCGCGCGCGCCCGCCCCCACGGCGACUUCACGUUCAGCGGGAUGGGAGACAAGACGCAUAGCACCGACUUCAGUAGCGGCAAGUCAGACAUAUCUGCCGGCUCCAUAACUGAUGUGGAUCGAAGUGCUGUGACGACGGACGGCGGCGCGCGCGGCGCGGCGGGCGCGGCCGGCAGCGUGGCGGGCAGCGCGGCGGGCCGCUACGCGGGGCCCGGCGCGGCCGGCGCGGGGCCCGGCGUGCGGCGCUCGCUGCCCAACAUGGCCACGUCGCACCUGCUGCACGAGCCCGCCAAGCUGUACCCCUACCACCUGCUGCUCAUCACCAACUACCGCCUGCCGCCCGACGUGGACCGCCUCAACCUGGAGCGCCACCUGUCGGACGCGGAGUUCGAGGCCAUCCUGCAGAUCGGCCGACAGGACUUCUACCGCCUGCCGCAGUGGCGCCGCAACGAGCUGAAGCGGCGCGCGCGCUUGUUCUAG